Messenger RNA from Paramuricea clavata, 3022 nucleotides. The record is from the annotation of a GenBank genome assembly. Lineage: Eukaryota; Metazoa; Cnidaria; Anthozoa; Malacalcyonacea; Plexauridae.
GAAUAAUCAAUACGUUUCCAUCGUUCUUUAGAAUACUAUAUCCAUUGCAGAACGCUAAGGACAAUAUAAAUGUCAGUCUAUUAAAAUUUUAUUGUUACAUACUUUCUUCAAAGUUCGAAAUGCUAAAGUUAUGAAGACUAAUGUUAUUUUAUAAGUAAUAUUUCAAGUUAAUAUUCGACCUGUAUCAUGCACUGCCAUGUCGGUUUUUUGUCCAUUUAAAUUGCGUAUCUUGAUGUGGGGAGGAAAAUUGACAUAUGGUGAAAAUUAAUUUAUAUCGUAUUUACAGUGCGAGCAUUGGCCCCAGUACACCAGAAAAUCUGGGAUGACUUCGAUGUCUGGUCUAUAAAGCAGGUGCGAUGGCCGGCUAAGCAGGAGAGGAAGUUAGUAGUUUCAGGUCAAGCUUUAAUCAUGGUUCAUGGGUUCGACUCCCAGAAAGGGAAAAUAAUUUAUUGUUCCAUCUGGGUUUCGCCAAAUAUCUCCAGCUAAAAAUAGUUUCAAAGUACUCAAGUAUAUGCUAUCAAAGUAAUAUAAGCACGCGAACGCUUACCAAAUAAAAUCUUUUAUUAUCUUGAUCUAGGUUCGUCCAGUCAAUCGCCGUCAAUGAAUAACAUUAUUAUCAUUAUCGGAACCGUGGCGGCAGUCGUAGUUGCCAUAAUAACAGCAAUGCUUAUCGCGGGUUGCUUUCUCUUUGGAAGAAAACAAGGAGAGGAGAACAGGCGAGACAUUCGUAACAUUCGCAAUGCUGCUUAUCAAAGUGACAAUCGAUAUAUCAGAGAACUACCACCAGUACCCGAAUACGACGUUGGUUAUCAACUGCCAAUAGAAUGUCUACAACAUGGAAGUCCAAUCGAUGCAUUGAAUAUGUAUGACAAUCCAAGCAACGAAGUUCCUGACGAAUCUCCGUACGUAAUAAUGCCUGAAGAAUUAUUAUCAAAACGUAGCUAUUCAGAAAUCGCAUAAUAUGUUGAUUGUUUUUAAGAAGUAACAACAGGCUUAAUCUUAGUAUAUUCACAAUGGGGUAGUCGCAAUUUAGUAAACAAUGGUAAAUAAACUACUUGCUCAGUAAAUCAAAACGAGGCUUUUCAUAUACGUAGUUUUAAUCCUGCAUUGAACCAUAGUGCGUUUUCGUCAAAAGAAUUAACAAUUUUCAAUUAUAUAAUUAUAUCUCGCUAUCAAACUUUCAACGCGCAAGCAUCUAGCCUAUGGGCUUUAUAGUUGGCUUUUCAAAAUACGUGACAUUCUUCUGAAGAUGACUUAAUUUAAUAAUCGAAACGUAAAGAAGAAAAAUGUUUACAAUUUUCAUUAAUGAAUUUGUCCAAUUUCAUUAAAUCAAAUUAUUCGUUAUUGACAAGUAAUUCAUGUGAAACUAAUUAGCCAUUCCGAAGUUGAUGAGUGGACUGGCAACGAGUGUUAAAAAGUGCCCAAAUUAGGAAAUGAACCAGAUCGCUAAAAAGACCAGCUCAAAAUUAGUCAGUAUGCAAAGCUUGGAGACGUUUACAUCCGGGCCUUCUUUGAGGAUUUUCCCUUUGGGGGGGGGGGCUAUUUUUUUGAAAAAGGACCUUUCUGUGAGAUAAUAUAUUAGAGGGUAUAGCAAUGGCGGAAUGCCAUGUGUGUGGCCGAAACACCAUGCAUGAAUAAAGGGGUCAGGGGGCAUACUCCCCCGGAAAAUGUUUGAAAUUUGAAGUCCUUAAAUGCAAUUUCCUGCAUUCCGAGCAUCCAAAUUUGAAAUAAAAGAAGGAAAAAAAACGCACAAAAAGUAAAAAAAUAUUAACCAGAAUUUAUCACCUAUUAGAAGGGGAUAGCAAUGGCCGAAGGCCACGUGUGUGGGGCAUACUCUCGCAGAAAAUUUUUGAAAUUUGAAGCCCAGAAAUGCCAUUCCCCUGCAUAUGCCGGGGAGCAAAAUGUGAUUUCGUGUGGGGCACAAGGGGGCCAUUCCCCCCCCUCCCACCUUGCAUGUUAAAAAAGACCUUGGUUUACAUGAAUGCCCUUCGAAUAUUAAGCUUUCGAAAAUGUUGAAACUUCUGAUUAUUAAAGACUGUUAAGUUUUUGAGACUCGCGUCCACAUAAACAAAAAUUACAGUAUAUAUUUCAUAGUAAAUAUCACGAUUUUCGAAAGCUUAUUAUUCGAAAAGUAUUCAUAUAAACGUUUUCAAACUUUGUAUACUUGCUAACUUUGAGGUGGUAUUUUUAGUAAUUUGGUUCAUUUCUUAAUUUGGGCACUUUUUAACACUCGCCUCCAGUCCUCCCAUCAACUUCGGAAUGGCUAAUUAAAAACUCUGGCGAAAAUUCUUGGAAAUUCGACUUUAAUAUUCCUAAUAAAUUAUUUGCAAGUUUGCAGGCGACAAUAUCUAUACUUAUUCAGAUACAAGUUUGGCUUACCUGAAUGUGAAUUACAUCUAGACCGCAAGCUGUACUUUAUUACAAACUUGGCUAUGUUCCUACCUAGAACAAUAAGUCGCAUAACAAUUCUUCAAUUAUUCUUCGUUAAUUGCAAUGCGCUGACCUGUCGUCUUCAUCGUUACCAUGAGAAACCAACACUAUUCAAAUAGUCGUAACUGACUGUAGCACUAAUAGUCGCUUUGUGUAGCCGCGUAGCUACAAUCAGUUUCAAAUAUCUUGGGACAGAUGCCACAAAAACCUUGAAUUUCAGCAAACGUCGAAUCUCCCACGUCCCUGUUCAACGUUGUGACCCAUUUCUCGUCAGAUUUGAUGUGAUUUUGUUAAGCUACCUUGAUUGGGGAGGGAGGAGAGGAGAGGGGGAGCGGAGCGGUAUUGUGUAUAACAAACUGUAAUGAUACACUUACAAUCUGAAUCUACAAUCCUGGCAAACAUUAUGUCGACACCUAACUUUUUUAACGCCAAUAUUAACAUUGAGACGUUGUUUCAUGAAAUUUGUUGCCCCCUACCCCUUAUUCAAUGUUGUUUCUCGCAUUUAGAUCUUAAAAGUUUCAUUUACCAAUAUUGAGUUGGGGGUAGGAGGGGAGACAUUUUCCGGGGGAUUAAUUCUUUAGAAAUACAGUGC